AUGGAAAAACGAAAAGGACCACCUCCGUGCCAAUCACAGCAAGGGUGUUCGAAUGCUGCGAAGAUUCGGAAAGCCAAAGACGGAGAACAGUUGUGCGGCGCGUGCUUCACGAGGAACUUCGAAGAUGACGUGCACGAAACCAUUGUGAAGAACAAUCUUUUCAAGGUUCGUCUGAGAAAACUUCAUGUUUACAAUCCACGAAUGUUCAGAAAGGGGAACGCGUGGCGAUUGGGGCCUCAGGCGGAAAGGAUUCGACCGUUUUAGCCUUCGUAAUGAAGACUUUAAAUGAAAGACACGACUACGGACUAGACCUGCAGCUGCUAUCGAUCGACGAAGGCAUCAAGGGAUACAGAGACGACUCCCUUUUGGCAGUCGAGAAGAACAGAGUGGAGUACGGCCUGCCACUCACAAUCCUCAGUUAUCAGGACCUUUACGGAUGGACGAUGGACCAGAUUGUUGCGAAGAUCGGACAUAAGAACAAUUGCACAUUCUGUGGAGUAUUCAGGAGGCAGGCACUUGAUCGUGGAGCAUUCAAAAUCGGAGCCACGAAAUUAGUGACAGGGCACAACGCAGAUGAUAUGGCGGAAACGGUUCUGAUGAAUGUGCUUCGAGGAGACAUUGCCCGUCUGGAGAGAUGCACCAACAUUGUCACUGGGGAGGAAGGAGAUCUGCCACGUGCCAAACCACUCAAGUAUUGCUUCGAAAGAGAUAUUGUGAUGUACGCAAGGACCAAUCAACUGGAGUACUUCUACACAGAAUGCAUUUACGCUCCGAACGCGUACAGAGGAUACGCACGCAAAUACGUGAGGGAUUUGGAGAAAGUGCAUCCGCGGGCCAUUCUUGAUCUUAUCCGAAGCGGAGAGAAGCUCUCCGUCCGGAAAGAAGUUGAAAUGCCGACAUUGAAGACGUGUGAAAGGUAAUGCAUCACAGAAUUCAUAUCAAAAUGUAACGAACAUUCAGAUGUGGGUACAUGACAAGUCAGAAAAUGUGCAAAGCGUGUCUACUUAUCGAAGGUCUCAACACUGGAAACACAGACCUUGGAGUGAGGAAGACGAAGAAAACAACGAAAAUGACUGUAGUGAGGGAAGCAUCGCAGGAGGAAGGCGGCUGUGGAAGUGGAAAGGGAUGCGGAUGUGCCGGAGGAGCCGACGAAGAAAACGAAGAGACACGGAAGAAGAUUCAGGAUCUGCAAUUCUGA
Messenger RNA from Caenorhabditis sp. 36 PRJEB53466, 1198 nucleotides. The record is from the annotation of a GenBank genome assembly. NCBI's taxonomy places the organism in Eukaryota, Metazoa, Nematoda, Chromadorea, Rhabditida, Rhabditidae.